This is a messenger RNA of Zymoseptoria tritici IPO323, 1314 nucleotides long. RefSeq lists its product as uncharacterized. NCBI's taxonomy places the organism in Eukaryota, Fungi, Ascomycota, Dothideomycetes, Mycosphaerellales, Mycosphaerellaceae. Gene Ontology annotation, molecular function: sulfite transmembrane transporter activity. Gene Ontology annotation, biological process: sulfite transmembrane transport; transmembrane transport. Gene Ontology annotation, cellular component: plasma membrane. Bases 1 to 1314 code for a protein of 437 amino acids. The record is from RefSeq and is a predicted model, not a curated record. The transcript is spliced from 6 exons.
AUGGAAAACAAUCCAGCAGUAACAACACCCGCAACCUCGAAGCUUCAUCCAUCCCAGCCCAAUGGCGUCGCUCCUACCGAACCGCAAGUCUCGCAGUCAAAGCCAACCUCAUCUCCUCAACAUGACUCCAGGAACGACCAUGGCUGGCGCCGCGUUGUGCGAAACUUCAGCCCAUCGUGGUUCUCCGUCACCAUGGGCACUGGUGUCGUAGCAGUGCUCUUCAUCAACAUUCCCUUCCAAGCGGACUGGCUACACUACCUCUCCAUCGUUUUCUUCAUUCUGAAUACCAUCUUGUUCUUCUUGGCCUUUGUUAUCUCUGUCCUACGAUAUACGAUCUGGCCGGAAAUAUGGAGUGUAAUGAUUCGCGACCCGACAAAUUCGUUGUUCUUGGGGACGAUCCCAAUGGGUUUCGUGACUCUGAUCUCAGCAUGGAUUUCCAUCUGUGUUCCUGCCUGGGGAGUCUGGGCGGUCUAUUUCGCUUUUGCCUUGUGGGUCCUAGACUCCGUCGUGGCUAUUGCGGUGACGGUCACAUUGGGCAUACUGCUUAUGAGCGCCAGCCAUCAGCGUUCUUUGGAUAGCAUCACUGCGGCACAACUUCUACCCAUCGCCGCCACGAUCGUGGCAUCAGCUGUUGGCUCGAAUAUCGCAAAUGUGAUGCCCAAUCCACAGCUUGCUCUGGGCGCCAUCAUCGCUAGCUAUGUGAUGUGGGGGAUGGCCGUUCCGAUGGCGUUCUCAGUACUGGUCAUCUACUACCAGCGCCUCGCAUUGCACAAGAUGCCACCGAGAGAGGUCAUCGUGAGCGCCUUUCUGCCUCUGGGGCCCCUUGGCUACGGUGGCUAUACAGUCUUGAACCUUGGCCGUGCCGCCGUCAAAGUCUUUCCGAUGACGGGCUCUAUCGAUCCGAUCGCUGGCAGAAUCGCAUAUGUGAUGGGUUUCUUCGUAUCACUCGUGAUGUGGGGAUACGGACUGAUCUGGUUUGCAUUGGCUCUUGCAAGCAUCUGGAAGGCGAGGCCAUUCCCUUUCAAUAUGGGUUGGUGGGGAUUCACGUUCCCGCUCGGCGUAUACUCCCUCAGCACAAUCCUGAUUGGGAAGGAACUGCCCUCGCUAUUCUUCCGGGUUCUGGGCACUAUAUUUGCGACAUGCGUCAUUCUCCUCUGGAUUCUCAUCGCUGUACGGACCGGCAAGGGUGCAUGGACUGGGAAAAUGUUUCAUGCGCCAUGUCUUGCAAAUUUGAAGAAACAACAAGAGCAGAUGGAAGAAGAGAAGUCCAUCGGGAGUACGAGUCAGAAUACUCAGGCUGAAGGCAACAAGUGA